Podarcis raffonei (Aeolian wall lizard) is the source of this 3343-nucleotide messenger RNA. Its product is annotated as insulin receptor substrate 1-like. Gene Ontology annotation, molecular function: phosphatidylinositol 3-kinase binding; insulin receptor binding. The transcript is spliced from 4 exons. Gene Ontology annotation, cellular component: plasma membrane; cytosol. The record is from RefSeq and is a predicted model, not a curated record. The coding region runs from base 1072 to 3108 and encodes 678 amino acids. Lineage: Eukaryota; Metazoa; Chordata; Lepidosauria; Squamata; Lacertidae. Gene Ontology annotation, biological process: insulin receptor signaling pathway.
AGCCGCGCGCAUCUCCGGAGACCCCGCGGGCGCUAGGACCGCCUCGCCGCCGGCUGCAGCCAGUGCUGGGUAUAAAUGCAGGGCAUGUGGGUCUGUUUGCAGUUUGCAUGAGGAUAAACCAGCCUGGGAGGGAGCCCAAAGUGGGGGGGGGGCCGGAGGAGCCUUGCUGGGCCCGCGCCGCGCUGCGUAACGGGCGCGCCCAGCCUCUCCAAAUCCCUGGCAGCCUCCGCGGACCCGGGAGCGGAGUUAAAGACCCCAGACGUGGACGAGGAGGAGGAGGUCCUGGUUUCUCUGCUGCAAGAAGGAAGAGAAAGGAGAGGCACGUGGUCGGUGUGCAGAGAAGAGGCGCAGGGUCAUCCUUGCAGCUUGCAAGGGUGGAGCGCCCCCCCCAAAGCCCACCAGCUGCAGCCCUUCGGUGCGCGCAGGCAAGAGGCGGAAGGGAGAGCAGGAUUGCAAGCCGCGGCCAGGUUAAUGGCACCUGCGCCUUGCAGCAAGAGGUUUAAUUGCGAUUUAAAAGGAGAGGAAGAAAGAAGCAAUGAACUAAAUCUCGCACCUGGAGGGAGCUGGUGACACCUGAGCCUGAGAGAAGGGAAGCUAUUCUGUGCCAGCCUGGUGGGCGGAUGGGCCCUGGAAGCGAUUCGCUGAGGCUCUUUCCGAUUUGCAAGAAAUGACCGCUGCUCCUGGGAUGUGAGCCUCUGAACCUCUCCGGACAGCUUCAGAAGGACCUUUUGCUCUUCCCGCCGCGCGACACCCCUGAAAGGUGGUCUCUUGUUGCUUACACAGGCAUGUAGCCAGGCUCCCCUUCCCCAUUCCUUCCUGAAUCCGCAAGCCACUCUUCGUUCGGUGCCCCCUUUGUGCCCUGGGGUCCUCUGGAUGUAGCUUGCCUUGUCCCUGGCACCAAAACUGGCCUCUCUUUCUCUGUGUGCAUAAGGUGCCCGAAAUCUGGUACUCAGGGCAUCACACUGGAUGAUUCUGUGCCAUCUGUCGCUUUAGCAAGAGUCUGUUCUGUUAAUUUCCCCCUCCCGGGCCUUGGCAUGCGCUGGGCAAAGGGCUUCUAGAGUCCCGGCGGCCAUGGACCCCUCCGCAGCCGACGCCGCCUUCUCGGACGUCCACCUGUGCGGCUACCUGCGCAAGCAGAAGUCCCACCGCCGGCGCUUCUUCGUCCUGCGGCGCGGCAGCGAGCGAGGCCCCCCUCGCCUGGAGUACUACGAGAACGAGAAGAAGUUCCGGGCGGGGGGCCUCUGCACGCGCCCCAAGAGGACUUACCUGCUAGCCAGUGCCCUCAACGUCAACAAGAGGGCGGAUGCCCGGCACAGGCACCUCAUCGUGCUCUACGGGCGCGACGGCACCUUCGGGGUGGCAGCCGAGGACGCGGAACAGCAGCAGGCGUGGUACGCGGCGCUGGUGGAGCUGCACUCCAAGGGAAAUGCCCCCCUCGGCCGCGAUUCUGCCUCCUCCCCCCGCCCGCCCUUCAAGGAGGUCUGGCAGGUCAGCCUGCGCCCCCGGGGCCUGGGCCACACGCGCAACUUGGCCGGCGUCUACCUCCUCUGCCUGACGGAGAAGACCAUCGACUUUGUCCGGCUGAACUCGGACGUGGCUGCCGUGGUCCUGCAGCUGCUCAGCGUCCGCCGCUGCGGCCACUCGGAGAACUACUUCUUCAUGGAGGUUGGGCGCUCGGCCACCACGGGGCCCGGCGAGUUGUGGAUGCAGGUGGAGGACCUGGUGGUGGCGCAGAACAUGCACGAGACCAUCCUGGAGGCCAUGAAGGCCCUGAGCGACGACUUCCGGGUCCGUGCCAAGAGCCAGCCGCUGGCCUCCACGCCCAUCUCGGUACCGCCCCGGCGGCAGCACCCAGGGAACCCUCCAGCCGCCCAGGGCACCUUCCUCUGGCGCCCGCGUCCGGAGAGCACCCCUUGCCUUCCCCACGUGCCUGGGGCGCAGAAGGUGCCCGGGCCACGGAAGCCAAGUUCCCUGAGCGACUGCAGUGCCGUCUCGUCGGACGAAGGCGGUUCCAGCCCUGGCGAGUGCCGUCCUGCCAGGACGCCCGACCCCCUGGCCUACCUGCUGGUGGGAGGCGAGCUAGACUACGUCACCAUGGGCAAGAGGGCAUCCCCGGACAGCACCUCGCUGGCGCGUUGGGCGGCGGCAGCGGAAGCCAACAAGCGAGCCUCUCUGCCCCCGGUGGCGCUGGAGAAGGAGGCCCUGACGCGGAGGAAGCCGCCCGCCGUCUCCGCCAGCUACCCGGAAGGCCUCAACCUCCGCGGGUCCGACCCCGGCUAUAUGGCCAUGCUGCCUGGCGUGCCCACGGAGGACCGCGGCUAUGUGCCCAUGGCACCGGGCAGCGCCUCCCCGUCCCACGAGCAAGGAGGCUACAUGCUGAUGUCCCCCAGUGGCGGCAGCUCCCCGGACGGCGCGGCCCGGUGGGCGAAAUCCCCCGCCGGCGGCGACUACAUGGAUAUGUCGUCCGCCAGUCACUCGGCUUCCAGCACCCCGCCGGAGCGCAGCCCCCUGCCCGGCGGCGCCCCCUUCUUCUCCCUGCCCCGCUCCUUCAAGCACGUCCCGGGGGCCACACUGCGCCCUUUCGACCCCCGCCACCUCUCCGGGUCCUCGUCCACAAGCUCCGACAGCCUGGAGGAGGCGGGCGGACACUCCCGGACCCUCUUCGCCUGCCGGGAAGCGGCAGCGCCGCCCCGCAGCGCUGGCGAGUACGUCAGCAUCGAGUUCGGGUCCUGGGCGGCCGCAGACUACAUCAACAUGUCGGCCGGGGCUGCGCCAGAGGGACUCGCCCCAUCGGCAUCUGACAACUACGCCGAGAUGGCGCCCGGGGCCCGGCUGGUACGUGCCCGCACGCAAGGGAGGAGGCGUCACUGCUCCGAGACGUUCCCCGAGGCGGAGAGGAAUGGGGUGGGGCCCCAGGCUGGAGAGGCGCAAGUCGAGCCAGGCCUGAACUACAUCGACUUGGACCUGGCGAAUGAGGCGGCGCCUGUCCUGCGGCUGCCAGCGGUGCCCGCCCCACCUGGAGUGAUCCACAGCUAUGCCAGCAUUGACUUCCACCGUUCUGGGGAGCUUCGGGGGCAGAAGGCGAGCUCAGAGGGGGCAGAUUCCUGAUUCCGCCAACAAGGAAGAUACGCAAACCGGCCUCCCUUGUCGCCGACAUCAUUUUUCACGAUUGUUGGGUUUUUUUGCACUAUAGCAAUAUUGGCUUCUCUAUUUUUUCCACCCCUUGGCCGCAGUUCAUUGGACUUAAAGUGCCUUUUUUUGGGGGUGUUUACCCCCCCUUCCGCAUGGGAGAACUCUGGAAUUGUGCCCUAAUCUGCUUGCCACCAAAGAUGUGUAUGUGUUU